AUGCAUCACCAACAGCAGCCUUCCUAUGGUGGAUACCCCGGCCAAUCCUACCACCAGCAACCCCAGCAACCCCAGCAGUCCAACCCGUACGGAUACAGCCAGUCGUCGCAGCCUCACCAGUCGUACGGCGGCGCCCCGCAGCAUGGUUACAAUGCUCCCCCAUCCGGCUACAAUCAACAUUCCUCCGGACCUCCGAUGCAGCAAGGAAGACCAGCGUAUGGUCAAGGUGGCGGUCCGGCUCCCCCUCCCAGCAACCCCGUUGCUUUCGGUCAUGGCGCACCACAAGGCUACAACUUCCAGUACUCGCGCUGCACGGGAAAGAGAAAGGCGCUUAUGAUUGGUAUCAACUACUUUGGCCAAAAGGGCCAGCUGCGAGGAUGUAUCAAUGAUGUGAAGAACAUGUCCACUUAUCUGAACCAAAACUUUGGCUAUGCCCGUGAGGAUAUGGUUCUCUUAACCGACGACCAGCAAAACCCCAUGAGCCAGCCGACCAAGGUCAAUAUUCUCCGUGCCAUGCACUGGCUGGUCAAAGAUGCUCAGCCAAAUGAUUCGUUGUUCUUCCACUAUUCUGGCCACGGUGGUCAAACACCCGAUCUGGACGGUGAUGAGGAUGAUGGAUACGAUGAAGUUAUCUAUCCAGUGGACUUCCGGGCCGCCGGCCACAUUGUGGACGACGAGAUGCAUCGUAUCAUGGUGCAGUCUCUACGACCUGGAGUACGACUGACUGCGAUCUUUGACUCCUGCCACUCCGGCUCAGCUCUCGAUCUCCCUUACGUCUAUUCCACCUCUGGUGUGCUCAAGGAGCCCAAUCUGGCCAAGGAAGCCGGCCAAGGCUUGCUUGGUGUGGUAUCGGCAUAUGCGCGCGGUGAUAUGGGCAGCAUGAUGUCCACUGCCAUGGGUUUCAUCAAAAAGGCCACCAAGGGAGACGAGGUGUACGAGCGUAACAUAAAGACCAAGACCAGCCCGGCAGAUGUUAUCAUGUGGUCUGGUAGCAAGGAUGACCAAACUAGUCAGGAUGCCCAGAUUGCAGGCCAAGCCACCGGUGCCAUGUCUUGGGCCUUCAUUGCUGCUUUGCGGAAGAACCCUCAACAGAGUUACGUCCAGCUCCUGAACAGCAUUCGUGAUGAGCUCUCCACCAAAUAUAGUCAAAAGCCACAGCUGAGCUGCAGCCACCCUCUCGAUACCGACAUCCUCUAUGUGAUGUGA
Molecule: messenger RNA, 1206 nt
Organism: Penicillium salamii
Lineage: Eukaryota; Fungi; Ascomycota; Eurotiomycetes; Eurotiales; Aspergillaceae
Source: the annotation of a GenBank genome assembly